GGGUGGGAAGGGGGGCUUGGGCGGGAUUGUGACAUAAGAUUGCCCUGGUGACAUGGAGCAGAUCUGGACCCAAGCCUAAUAAAGGUAGUGUAAAUAAAGGUGUCAUAAAGGACGGGGCGGGGCGCGUGCUUGUCAGGGACGCCAGCCUCUAGGGGCUGCCAGAAUGGUUCCUGCUCAAUGCGCGGCGCCAGUGCUUAUCAUGUCCCGCCUACGUCUCUGGGCCCCAUGGCCCCUCCUCACGUGGCAACUAUUGUGGCUACUAGUCCAGGAGUCUCAGCCUCUGGAGAGGGUCAAGGACCCGCUCCAGCUGACUUCUAACCCCCUGGGGCCUACUGAGCCCUGGUCUUCCGGCUCCUCCGAUCUCCCAUGGGAAUCUCUCCAUGCGCUUACUCCCUCGGCGGACGCGGGGGGCUUUGAUUACCUGGGGUCCUCUGCUUCCUCCAAGAGGUCAGCUCCGCCCCAGGAAUCGACUGAGAAUUUGGUUCCAUUCCUGGACACAGAUUCAGAUGGAGAGCUGCCCCCGGGGCCCGAGCACUUCUCAUCUGCACACCCGGAUCUGAAUGACAAGCUGACUCGGCAAGAAAGGCUCCCACAGGUGGAUCCAAUGCUCGGCUGGGAUCAGAACCAGACGCUAGUUCAGCCUGGUCACCACAAAAGUAAGGUUCAAACUGCAGAGCUAGAUCAGGCUGCAGAUCAUCAGGCAGAUGAAAUACUUGUUCCACCUCUAGACAGUCAGGAUUCAAAAGCAACAGAGUUUAUAGUUUCUCCCAGGAACCAGAAGAAAGAUUUAGCUCAGCAUUGGAGCUUUGCUAAGGCUGUGGGAAUUCCACACCGAUUUGUAUCAAAACCUCAGCAUCAGAAACAAACUUUGCAGGAUGAGUAUUUAGAUUCAAGUAUGGAUAUGCUGUAUCCCGGCAGCCUGCCUCCAGACCUCCAGGUGAACUCAGAUGACCCUCCAGGGCCCCGUGAGCAAGUUGGACUGUCUCAAUUCCAUCUAGAGCCUGAAACUCAAAAUCCAGAGACCCUUGAAGAGAUCCAGUCCUCUUCACACCAGCAAGAAGCCCCAGCGCGCCUUCCACAGCUCCCUGAGGAGGUGGAACCUUCUUCAACCCAGCAGGAGCCCCCAAUCCAUCCUCUAGAGGAGGUAGAAUCUUCUGCAACCCAACGGGAGGCCCCAACUGAGCCUCCAGGUCCUCCUAUGGAGCCUGAACUUUCCCUCAGUGAGCAGGAGCAGCCAGCUCAGCCUUCUGAAUCUUCUGGGGAGCUUGAACCUUCUCAGACCCAGGAGGAGACACCAGCUCAGCCUCCAGAAGAGAUGGAACCUUCUGCUAUACAAGAGGAGACCCCAACUGAGCCUCCAGGUCCUCCUAUGGAGCCUGAACUUUCCCCCAGUGAGCAGGAGCAGCCAGCUCAGCCUUCUGAGUUUUCUGGGGAGCUUGAAUCUUCUCCAGCCCAGCAGGAGACCCCAGCACAGCCUCCAGAACAUCACGAAAUAACACCCCCUCUGGAGACAGAACCUUCUCCAACCCAGCAGGAAGCCACAGUUCAAGCUCUAGAGCCCCCUAAGGAGGCAGAACCUUCAAGCCAGCAGGUGAUCCCAGCUGAGGUUCCAGAGCCAUCUAAGGAGGUUGCAGCUCAACCUCCAGCUCAUUCUGAGGUGACAUUUCCAACACCAGGUCAGGAUCAAAGUCAGCAUUCAACAUCGCCUAGUGUCACAGUUCAACCUUUGGACCUGGGGCUUACCAUCACUCCAGAAUCCACGACAGAGGUUGAACUUUUUCCAACCAUGCAGGAGACCACAACUGAGCGUCCUAAGAAAGUUGUACCCCAGUUUCCAGUAUAUCAAGAGGUAACAGUUCCAACACCAGGUCAGGAUCAAGCUCAGCAUUCAAUGUCAUCCAGCGUUACAGUUCAACCAUUGGACCUGGGACUUACCCUAACUCCAGAACCCAGUAUAGAGGUUGAACAUUCUACACCCGUGAAGAAGACGAUAGUUCCUUCAAAGCACCCUAAGGUGACCCUUCCACAUCCAGACCGUGUUCAGACUCAGCAUUCAAACCUGACUCAAGCCACAGUUCAACCUUCGGAUCUGGGGCUUACCAUCACUCCUGAAUCCACUACAGAGGUUGAACCUUCCACAGCCCUGACGACUACAGCUCCUCCUCCAAAACACCCUGAGGUGACACUUCCACCUUCAGACAAGGGUCAGACUCAGCAUUCAAACCUGACUUCAGUCGUAGUUCAGUCUCUGGACCUGGAGUUUACCAUCACGACAGAACCUACUACAGAGGUAAAACUGUCUCCAACCACAGAGGAGACCUCAACCCAGCCUCCGGAUCUGGGGCUUGCCAUAACUCCAGAACCCACUACAGAGACUGGACAUUCUACAUCCCUGGAGAAGACUACAGCUCCUCGUUCAGACGAGAUUCAGACUCGGCAUCAAAACCUGACUGAAGUCACAGGUCCACCUACUGAACUAGAACCUACUCAGGAUUCAUUGGUGCAGCCUGAAACUUACGCCCAAAAUAAGGCUUUAACUGCACCAGAGGAACAGGCCUCCGCAAGCACCAACAUGUGUGACCUCUGUACCUGCAGAGAUGAGACGCUGUCGUGUAUUGAUCUCAGCCCAAAGCAGAAGCUCCGCCACGUGCCUGUGCCAGAGCCCAACACCUACAAUGGCACCUUCACUAUCUUAAAUUUCCAAGGAAACUAUAUUUCUUACAUUGAUGGAAAGGUAUGGAAGGCAUUCCGUUGGACUGAGAAACUAAUUCUCAGUGAAAAUUAUUUGACUGAAUUACAUAAGGAUUCAUUUGAAGGCCUGCUGUCCCUCCAGUAUUUAAUUCUCAAUCGCAAUCCUCUGACAAUUGUUGAAGAUCCAUAUUUGUUUAAAUUGCCAGCAUUAAAAUAUCUAGACAUGGGAACAACACGAAUCACACUUACAACAGUUAAGAACAUCCUCAUGAUGACUCUUGAAUUGGAAAAACUGAUCUUACCUAGCCAUAUGGCCUGCUGCCUCUGCCAAUUUAAAAAUAGCAUUGAGGUUGUCUGCAAGACAGUCAAGCUGCAUUGCAACAGUGCAUGUCUGACAAACACCACACAUUGUCUUGAAGAAGCAUCUAUAGGGAAUCCCGAAGGGGCGUUCAUGAAGGUGUUACAAGCCCGGAAGAAGCACACGAGCACUGAGCUGACUAUUGAGCCGGAGACGUCCUCAGAGAGCAACGGCAUCAACUUGUUAGGCUUUGGGAGUGAGCAGCUAGACAUCAAUGAUGAAAGUGAUGUUAUCAGUGCACUAAAUUAUAUCUUGCCUUAUUUCUCAGCGGGAAAUCUAGAAGAUGUGGAGGCAAUGUUGUUACCGUUCAUUAAACUGCUUUUUUCAGAUUCACAAGAUGGCGACAACCUGGCAAAGAUUCAAAGUGUAGGAAAAAGCCUGCAGAGAGCAAACAGAGUCCUCAUGGACCCAAGGAGCUUCCAGAAAAGGCACUUCAAAGAGGGGGGAAAGCAGAGCAUCAGGAGGGGACAGAGUACCCAGGCAUUUGUGGAAAACACUGCCAAAGGAAAAAGGCUUGGGAGUGCAGCCCCAAGGGAGCUGGAACAGCCUCACGUGGUGCAGAGGCCCGAGAAGUUAGUGGGAAACACCAUCUACACCAAGCCUUUGUUCACCCAAGAGCAUAAGACAGCGGUCUCCUCUUUGCUGAAACCCUUCUCCAUGGGCGGGCCUUCUGCCUUCACCCCUGGAAAAGCCCAGCGUGAGGUCAGAAAUCUAGAGAAAGACUUAACCUACGCCAUUUUCAUUUUAGAAAAUGCAAAGGCUAGAGUUAAAAAUAUGAAGGCUGCUAAACCAACCACAAAUUCCAGAAAAAAAUACCACUUUCAUAAAACUAGCUCCCAUGUGGUCCACAGAACACCCAAGGCCAAAAAGAGUCGAAAGUUCAGAAAGAAAAGUUCUCUCAACAGACUGAUGCUGGCGAAGAAGCCUCUGUUCUCUGCAGCAAAGAGCCUUAUAAAUUCCCCUUCAGAAGGGGCUUUUUUAUCUUUAGGAGACAAUAUUCAACAAAAUUCUUUUCUGGAGGUAUUUGCUCCUUCAGAACGUUUUAUUGAAAACACCACUGCAGGAAAUGCCUUUGAUGAAAAAAUUUUUAUGGGAAACACUGCUAUGCCAGAAGGCACCAUCUCUGAAAACACAACCUACAAAAAUCCUCCUGAGGCAGAUUCUGCUGGGACUGCGUUCAACUUAGAGCCAACUGUUAAACAAACCAAUGGAGCACAAUGGGAAUACAAUGACCUGGGCACUGACCUGUUCCCCAAGCCCAAAAACUUCAAUUACCCAUUGCUCUCGUCCCUAGGUGAUCAGUUUGAAAUUCAGCUAAACCAGCAGCUACGGUCCCUCAUCCCUGACAACAAUGUGAGAAGGCUCAUAUCUCAUGUUCUCCGGACCUUGAAGAUGGACUGCUCUGAGACCCAAGUGCAAUUAGCCUGUGCUAAGCUCCUCUCCGGGACAGGCCUCCUGAUGAAACUUCUCAGUGAACAGCAAGAAGAAAAGGUGUCCAAGGCAGAAUGGGAUACGGACCAGUGGAAAACUGAGAACUAUAUCAAUGAGAGCACGGAAGCCCAGAGUGAACAGAAACAGCAGGAGUCAAGUGAGCUCACUAAAGUUGUUCCAGGAUAUGGCUACAGCAAAUUCAUCUUGGCAAUAUCUGUGUCUGUAACUGUGACAAUGUUCAUCCUAAUUUUCUGUGUCAUUGCGGUAAGGACAAUAAUUAAUUCAGGUUUUCAGAAUGCAAUCCUGUCUUUGUAUAAAUUCAGAACCCACAAACUGAAAAUCAAAGCCACUUUCCCACCUACUACUACUUGACAUUCUCCUUCAGUUGUUUAAGGCUGAGGUAUGCUUUGUUCUUUUACUAUAAUUCAUAUUCCAGGAUUUUUAAAGGAUCGUCACUUCCAGGAGAUUUCUGUCAAUUGAAAUUAAGUUAAUUCCACUGGACUAUUUUAAGAAAUUAAGUUGAUAUAAUAGCAAAAUUUCUCCCACCCAAAACUAUGUCAACAAUUGAAUGUACUCUGCCACUAAUUUAUUUCCUUGUUGUUGAAAUGAAGAGAAAAGUAUAAUCUCCACCCUCACAGAGCUGUGAUCACCCUGGAGAGGAAGGACAAGGCAAAAGAGAGAAGUCUCGUCUUGUAGACUUACUAGACUCACAUAUUGUCUUCCUUCUCCAGUGUGUAGGACGUUGUCUAAAUAGGUCCAGUUAAAGCACUACAGGGUAGCCAUCUUUUUAAAAAGUAGUUGGCCACUUAUUUAAGUUCACAGGGGAGGGGGAAUGUCUCAUACUCCAGCCCUCCUGAGCCCAGGCCCUCUGUGAUAUGUGUCACCAUUUCUCGGACACCAUAUGAGACAUUCCUCCUCGGAUUAGGGAUGCUCAAUCUGCAUUACAGAUCUAAAGCCUACAUCUGGCUACUCUGGGGCGAGUCCUGUUUAUAGCACCCAUUCCCAGAGCUUGCCUCUGUUUGCCUUUUGUUUGAUUACAUGAUGUGUUACUUUUCCCAACAGGCCAGUGCUAGCAUAUUGGAAGAGUGAGAUAAUAAGCUGGCAACCUUGACGCU
Cebus imitator (Panamanian white-faced capuchin) is the source of this 5595-nucleotide messenger RNA. Its product is annotated as leucine-rich repeat-containing protein 37A3-like. The transcript is spliced from 10 exons. The record is from RefSeq and is a predicted model, not a curated record. Bases 164 to 4852 code for a protein of 1562 amino acids. Gene Ontology annotation, molecular function: protein binding. Lineage: Eukaryota; Metazoa; Chordata; Mammalia; Primates; Cebidae.